GUAUUUGCUAAGAUUACAUUGCUUAAGCCAUUUUAACCAUACUGCAGUUUGUGUUCCCAUGUAUCAUUUGGUGGCAUCAUUUAAUUAUCCGAAAAUAAAUACUUUGAAUGAGUGGCAUUAUUUGGUGGCAUUUUCAGAGGCUGGUUGCUAAUAUCAGUGUCAGCUGGCCUGUUUCAUUUAAUUAUCUGCAUAUUUGUCCUUUGAUUUGAGUGUUAUUUUCUUUUAUACUCCCCAUGGUUUGAAGAGUGCAAUCAAACCAAUUUUUGCCCUAACCUUUGCUUCAUUUUUCAUGCACUCUAACAAAAUUUAUUUUUCACCACACUUCUUCAUGGCUUGUGCAAUACCAGCCACAACUGUACGCUAACAGUUCUUACUUUGCAGGUUUAAUUAAUUGCGCUUCCAUUAUAUCCAUCUGAACGAGAAGGUCAUCUUAUUCUAGGCAUGGCAACAGAAAGGAGGAAAAUGAAGGAACAUGUCCCUGCAACAUGUGCACAUGUCGGUAACCCGGAUUUCAUUCAAUAAUGCAUUCAAUCUUCAAUUUCACCUUUAAUGCAUAUUUCCAUAUAUUCUAUUUUCCUAUCACUGACCAAUAUUUAAUUUUAACUGUAGGAAAAGCUCCCAAAGUCCCGAUGUUCUAGAAAGAAAUUCAUCAUUGUGAUUGCGCGCUUACCACCAGAAAAACACCAAGCCAUCAUAGAUAUGGGAUUUGGGGGCCUGCUAACAUUUGCCUGUCGGAAGCUGAGAUAUGAGCUGUGCGGGUGGCUCAUAUCUCAAUAUGACUUUACCUACCACAGGCUUAAAAUGGCAACUGGCAGUGCUGUCAAUGUUAAUGAACAACAUGUCAGCCAAGUCAUGAGCAUCCCUAACUCCGGGGAAGACUUGGUUAUUGUUAAGAGAACAGGCCCCUCCAACCGCAUAUACACUCUCAGGGUUUUGGAGCAAAACCUUGACAAUCUGCCCGUUGGUGAUGAUUUUUUAAAAUCAUUUUUAAUUUUUUCUUGUGCCACUCUACUGGCACCUAAUUCCAAACUUGAAGGAAGCCAUGACCUAUGGGACACCAUAUGGGAUUCUAAUCUUGGUGUCCAAAGGAAUUGGGCUAAGUUUCUGCUGCAACACUUAGAGGACGACAUUAGGGAAUAUCGGCAAAAGCAGCCUACUUACAUCCGAGGCUGCCUCAUGUUCCUUCAGUUAUUGUUGAGGUGACCUGGCCGCUUGCUGCUGCAUGGAGUGACGAUGUCAUAAAGCGCCGUUUAGCGGCUGAAAUAUCAACUUUCGGUGGAUAUGGGCAUGUGGAUGUAUGCUAUAAAUGAACAUAGCUUUUCGUAUUAGUUAAAUGACCAUAGUAGCUUAUUCAAGUCAGUCCCAAUUUGUUGCUUCUCUAAUU
Molecule: messenger RNA, 1384 nt
Organism: Vitis vinifera (wine grape)
Lineage: Eukaryota; Viridiplantae; Streptophyta; Magnoliopsida; Vitales; Vitaceae
Exons: 2
Coding region: 700-1203 (167 amino acids)
Source: RefSeq, a predicted model, not a curated record